This is a messenger RNA of Racocetra persica, 243 nucleotides long. The record is from the annotation of a GenBank genome assembly. Lineage: Eukaryota; Fungi; Glomeromycota; Glomeromycetes; Diversisporales; Gigasporaceae.
UACAAUGCUUCACGUUCUGACCUCGAUACUUUACCUGAAAAUACCAUACAACAAUUUAAAGCCAUUUUAGUUCACUAUAUUCACAAACAAUUACCAAAAGGAUCUAAGCAAUUAGGAAAACAAUCAGUAUCAGUUCCUGCUACAGAAAAUUGGGGAAUCAAAUUUUAUGAGCAACGACAAUAUACUUAUAUUGUGCUUUGUGAUGAUAAAGAUACUAUUGAUGUUGAAAAUCUUAUUGUAUAG